Messenger RNA from Sciurus carolinensis (gray squirrel), 1123 nucleotides. RefSeq names its product insulin growth factor-like family member 3. The record is from RefSeq and is a predicted model, not a curated record. The coding region runs from base 71 to 499 and encodes 142 amino acids. NCBI's taxonomy places the organism in Eukaryota, Metazoa, Chordata, Mammalia, Rodentia, Sciuridae. Gene Ontology annotation, molecular function: signaling receptor binding. The transcript has 5 exons.
UCACAGAUCAAGGUCCCAGACGGUCAUUCGGCUGCUCUGUCUCCCUCUGCUCUGCAGCCUAACCAGAACCAUGCUGCACAGAAUUUUUGGACUCACAGAUAGAGACCUGUUGGUGUGCCAGUCGGUGCCCUGGUGUGGGGACCAAAUCUACAACCCCUUGGAGCAGUGCUGUGAUGAUGACACCAUCUUGCCCCUGAACCGUACCCGCCUGUGUGGCCCCAACUGCAUCUACUGGCCCUGCUUUGAGCUCUGCUGUCCAGAGUCUUUUAGUCCCCAGAAGAAGUUUGUUGUGAGGCUGAAAGUUCUGGGUGUGAAGUCCCAGUGCCACUCAGCCCCCAUCUCCAGGGACUGUGGCAGCAGAGUGAUGUUUGCUCAAAGAAGAUAUAGAAGACAACCAUCUUUCACUAAGGCCACUUUCCCAGAAGAGACUGAGGGUGGUUUCCGUGGAUCCCUUACAUUGGUUCCGCGACUCGGGAUGGGAUCUUCCCCUGUCUCUUAAGCUAGUGGAACCCCAUCUGAGCCCCAGUGUCCCAGGGACACAGCCCCACCUUCCAUUCUGCCCGGACGCUCUGCUCUGCAUUCAUCACCAGACUUCAGGUUGGUGAGUCCUCUAGGCGGGUUCCCCUAGGCCAAUUUAUCUGGGUCUUUUGGGUGGGGGUACCCCCAGUCACAACUUUUACAGUUACAGCUGGCCCCUAUAGUCGGUCUUAUCUGCCGGGUGGAUUCCUGAUUUUAUGGUGGAGAUUCUCUCUCAGGGUUGAGGCUCAUCUCGUAUUUGCAUUCGCAAUUGAAAACCCUGAUAUCAGGUCCUCAACUCUUCUUGGCUUUUGCCUGGCCCCACAUUGAUGUUUUUGUGACAACACCAUAUAUGUGCCACCUUCUUGUCUCCAGUCGACUACUCUGUGGCCUUGGGAUGCUGGGGCACAGAGUUAGCUGUAUCAGUCCCCACCAUGGAAUCUGGGUCCUCUAAUCUGGCAGAUUCAACCCUGUGAACCCUUCGCCCAAUCCCCAACUUAAAGCCAUCAAAAUUCAUUUGUGUAAUGGCACACCAGCUUCCAUGAGUGAGCGGGCAGAUGGAAAGGGAUUCCUUAUCUUCAAGUCUCUUCUUUCUUGCUUCUUGGCU